GUUUGUGAAUGACGUAAAGGAGGGGAAAACAAGAAGAUGGCGUCUUCAAUAUUGAAAAUGUAUUCAUUUGUACAGAAGUCCGCCUCUCCGAGGCGCUCGUGAAUUGUAUCAUUUUAUCAGAUAAUAAAUUUAUAUUCUAACAGAUAAGAUAAAGCCUCGGUUGACGUUAGUGACGCCCAAACAGCUCUCCCUUCAUUGGUUCUCUUCGACAACCCGGCUCCGGUAAAGACCGGGGAGGCGAGCCUCAGUUACAGGAUGGACAGCGGGCAGCACAUCCCGUCUCUGGAAAACAUGGACCCUACGCUGUCAGAACUGGGCAAUGAAUUUACUCUGGGGGAUAUCGAUGAGAUGGUCCAGUUCAUCAGUAACCAGGUGGGGGAUUUUCCGGACCUCUUUGAUGACCAGAUGCCCUCCGCGGGCUCCCUCCAGUCUGGGCCAGCGUCCUCCAACCCAGCCCCCCCCCAGACCCCCAGCACCCCCACUACCUCCCCCGUCUACCAGCCCAGCAAGGGCACCCUCGUGCCCUCAGGGAUGCUGACCCCCCAGUCCAUGCCCCUCACCCCGCCCCAGACCCCCAUCCAGACCAUCUCGGCUGGGCAGCACCAUGUGACCCGUACCCCUCCUCUGCUCCAGCCCCGGCCCCAGCCUCAGCCCCAACACAUCCAGCCCCAUCCCCAGCCCCAAGCCCAGCCCACUAUCCAGGUCCACACCCAGGGCCUCCCCCUGCAGACCCAGACAUUCCCAGUCCACACCCUGGUCCAGACACACAACCAGACCAUGCCCAUCCAGACCCAGGCCCAGACGGUCAUGAUCACCUCCAACGGGGGCCAGUCCCGCUUCAUCCAGAACCCGGUCAUCUGCCACCAGAGCCCCACCACGGGCUUCCAAGUCCUCCAACCACAGAUGCAGAGCAUUAUGACAUCACAGCAGGUCCAGCCAAUGACCAUCCAGCACCAGCGUGUCCUGACACAGAAUGGCCAGACCAUUCAGACCAUCCAGACGCCCACUACAGUUCACACCAUGCAGCCGCAGAUGCAGCAGCUCCUGGUUCACCAGCCUCAGAUUCUGAAGACAGACUCUCUGGUUCUGACCACUCUGAAGCCAGAUGGGACCCAGGUUCUGUCCACCAUGCAGAACCCAAUCACCACCCUGACCACGCCCAUCCAGACCACCGCUCUGCAGGUUCCUACUCUGAUGAGCAGCAACAUCCUGACCACCGUGCCCGUCAUGAUGGGCGGUGACAAACUACCAAUCAAACAGCUGCAGUCGGGUAACGCCCAGUGUGGAGGCGGGAUCAGACAAAUAAUGGACCAGAGCCAGAUGAUGGGGGUGGGGCCAGGGGGCGUGGUGAAGGAGGGGGAGAAGAGGACCACUCACAACAUCAUUGAGAAACGGUACAGGUCGUCCAUCAACGACAAGAUCCUGGAGCUCAGAGACCUGGUGAUGGGCAACGACGCCAAGAUGCACAAGUCAGGCGUGCUGAAGAAAGCCAUCGACUACAUCAAGUACCUACAGCAGGUCAACCGCAAGCUGAGGCAGGAAAACCUGACCCUGAAGAUGAAGAACAAGUCCGUGGUAUGUCUGUCGGAGGACGUGGAGAUGAAGGCGGAGGUAGUGAUGCUGUCUCCUCCUGCCUCAGAGUCAGAGUCGGGCUCCAGCUCUCCUCAGUUCUCUCCCUACUGCAUCGACUCAGAACCUGCCAGCCCUCUGCUGGACCACGAGCUGGUUAAGUGUGAGCCUGACUCGCCCCCCUCAGUGGGAGUGAUGGAUCGGUCUCGUCUGCUGCUGUGUGCCCUGACCUUCCUCUGCCUGUCCCUGAACCCCCUGCCCUCCCUCCUGGGGCCUGAGCCCCCGGGCAGCCCCGGCCUGGCCCCAGGACACGGGCCCUCCAGGACCCUGGUCUGGUUCCCCAGCCAGACGCAGAACUUUGCGUCGUGGCUGUGGUGUCUGUUGCCGUGGGUGAGUGUGUGGGUGCUGAGUGGCGUGGGCGCGGUGUGGGGGUGUGUGAGGGUGCUGCGUCUCUGGGAACCAGUCACCCUCCUCCACUCCCCCAAGUCAGUGUCCUUCUGGAGGCAUCGCAAGCAGGCCGACCUCCACCUCAGCAGGGGUGACUAUGCGGCAGCAGUGACCAGUCUGGAGACCUGCCUGUCAGUCCUGAGAAGAGCUCUGCCCUCCACCAAUCUGGACCUGCUCUUCUCUCUCUCCUGGAACCUGAUUCGCUACUGCCUGCAUCGUCCCACCCCGCUGGGCUGGCUGGUGCAUCAGGUUGGAGGAAAGCAUGAGGGGGAGGAGUCAAAGACCAGCUCACGGGACGCAGCGCUGGUGUACCAUAAGCUGAGCCAGCUGCAGCUCACAGGGAAGCUCCCCCAGCGCGGGGCUCUGUGGUCUCUCUCUCUGUCUCUCAGCGCUCUCACCCUCAGCGAGAGCGCCCAGGGAAAGAUGGCAGCCGCUCACCUCGCCCAGAUCUACGUCACCGCGGCAACCGCCCUUCGCACCGUGCUGGGCCACCACCUCUCCUUCCUGCCCGGUUACCUGCUGAGCGGUGCCGAGAGCGUGGCCAGCCAGUCAGAGUCCAAGCCCGUUCCUGACUGCUUGCGCUGGCUCUUCACCCCAUUGGGUAGGCAGUUCUUCCUGAGCUGUGAUUGGUCGGUGAGGUCAGACAUUGGAGAGGGGGUGUACACCUCCCAGAGAGACCCAGCUGACCCUAUUGCCCAGCUGCACCGUUGUUUCUGUGAGAAGCUUCUGGAGAGAGCAGUGCACUCCCUGCUGCAGCCCCAGGCAGAGAGCGAGGCAGGGAGACACAAGGACUCAGGGGAGUUCUCCAGUGCUCUGGACUUCCUGCACCUGUUGAACAGCAGCACUGAGGAGUCUCUGUCUCCCUCCCCUCCCUUCCCUGCCCAGCCCUGUCACACCACCAUGCCAGUUGCAGACCCAGUGAGUCGCUGGUGGGCGCUGGUCCUGAAAGCGGCGGUUCAUUGGCUGCAGGGUGAUGAUGUCACUGUGAAGUCACUGCUGGCUGAAACUGAGCGCAUGCCUAGGGCUCUGCACACACUGAACCACCCCCUGCCCAAAGCUGUGCUGCUGCUGUGCAAGGCUGUGCAGAUGAGCCUGUCCCCCCUGAAGGGGGAGGGCACUGUGGGCUGCCUGUCUCACUGUGACAGAGCCAGCAGCUUCCUGAGAUCCAGCAUCUCUCUGCCCCCCUCUGCCAGCUGGCUCAACCAGGGGGUGGAGCUUCUGGUGUGUGACCUUCUGUUGACCCUGAGAACCAGCCUAUGGCAGAGAGGAGGCAGCAGCAACGGGGAGCCAGGCCCCGCCCAGGGAGCCCAGCUGGCCGGCUUCCAGAGAGACCUGAGCGCCUUGAGGAGGCUGGGCCAGAGCUACAGACAAGCACAGCACAAGGUGUUCCUCCAUGAGACCACUGUGAGGCUGAUGGCUGGAGCCAGUCCCACACGCACUCACCAGCUGCUGGAGCACAGCCUGCGGCGCCGACCCAGCAGCCCCGGAGACAGCUCAGCUGAUGGGGACUGUGUCCUGGGUGAGAGGGAGAGGGCUCAUGCCAUCCUGCUGGCGUGUCGCCACCUGCCCCUCCCCCUGCUGACCCCGCCUGGGCACCGGGCCCGUCUGCUGGCGGAGGCCAAGCGCACCCUGGAGCGCGUGGGGGAUCGGCGCUCUCUGCAGGACUGUCAGCACAUCCUGCUGAGGCUCAGUGGAGGCACCACCAUCGCUGCCUCCUGAUGACACACACACACAAGCACACACACACACAAGUGCACACCAGGUACCUGUCAGACACGCAUCUCAAAGAACUCGAACAGAGAAGUGGUCCGUGAUGCAUCAUGGAUCAUUGACCAUUCAAAAUGCUUUAGGUGUACCAUUAAUGUUUAACAUGCGCAUGCACACACACACACACACACACACACACACACACAGUACAUAAGAGAUAACAAAAGGGACCUACACUCACUGCCAAUCUCCACCCUGGUUUCUGCUACAGAUGUUCUAUUUGUUGAUAUGUACACUCUUCCGUAGACCCCAAAUGCAUCUCUAGAACCCAUAGACUUCUCUAGACCCCAAAUGCAUCUCUAGAACCCAUAGACUUCUCUAGAACCCAAAUGCAUCUCUAGAACCCAUAGAGUUCUCUAGAACCCAAAUGCAUCUCUAGAACCCAUAGACUUCUCUAGAACCCAAAUGCAUCUCUAGAACCCAUAUACUUCUCUAGAACCCAUAGACUUCUCUAGAACCCAUAGACUUGUCUAGAAGCCCUGCAGUAGUGUCUGUAGAGGUGCUGGAGAAGCCUGGAGCUGUGACCCCAUGAUGACAGGCUGGACAGCUGGUCUUCCUCCAGGACUACUGCUCCUGCCCCGGCUGAGAGCUAAGCUAACUGCAUUAGGGCAGUAGCGAGGACCAGGCAGUGAAAGACACCCAGGAAAUAAGGAUCGACUCCUACAUCCACAGUCCUUUUAUUAACUUAAUCUGGUAGCUAAAGGUUAUACUGAAUGGUAGUCUUUUUUCGGAGUCUGUUUUGAUGAAACCAUGCAUGGUCAGUCUCCAGGAGGGGCCUAAAGCAUGCGUGACGUAUAGGAAGCUGCUCAUGUUGUGGGCAGGCAGCAGUGAAUCCCAACUGAUACAACCAGUAUACAGCUGGCUCAACAUCACCAGAUGGCUGGCAGGGGGACUGACUCGAGGCAGGGGGACUGUCUCGAGGCAGGGGGACUGUCUCGAGGCAGGGGGACUGACUCGAGGCAGGGGGACUGACUCAAGGCAGGGGGACUGACUUGAGGGGCUGGCAGUGUGUGACGUGGCCAGGCCUGGAGGAACACAGGUAGCUGGCUUCUCUCAGCACAGAGUAUGGGAGUGUCCAUAUCUAUCUACCUCACUGACUGUGCUUGGCCAGUGCACUGUAGUUCAGACGAAUGAGAUGCCGUGGAGUCGGGAGAAUAGGAACGUGUACGAACCAGUAGGAGAGAGAUUUUUGAGAGAGGACCCUCACUUGAAUAAAAAAGAUGAUACAGAAAGCAGAUCAUUUUGUAACACAACACACAUAAACAGUCAUAUAAUUGUAUAUAAGUUGUAUAAAGGUGUGGUCGUCAGUCUUAAGAGGAGGGCAGGAAGUCCUUGGAUAUGCUCGAGAUAAAAAAGAAAGAUGGAUGGUGGAGAAGGAGGACGGGACUGAUUCAAAAAGAAGCGCGGUAGCCUAACAUGAAGGUGACUCAUCCACGGGGCAGAGAAGGUGGACGGAGGUGUGGAGGGCUGACCGCGGUUUCUAGAAGGGACCGGUCACAGAUUAAAACUAAAGAUGGUUUCCCACACAAAUAAAACCCGAUCAAGGAGUUAGAGGGACUUUAGGUUUGGAAUCACAGUUUAAAGAUUCCUGAACAUUUAAAAUAUAUGAUGUCCGGGAAUUCUGUCUCCCUAAAUGUGUAGUCUCUAUCAUCGAUCGGAGCAGGAGGGUAAUCUCAAGCAUAAUGGCCUUGAUGAAGUUCACAGUUAUUUUAUUACGAUGUAUUUUCGAUGCUUAAACAGCUGUCAUGGUUGAAUCUCUUAAGUCCAAUUGCUUUUAAAUGUUUCGUCUUUUGGCGCCUAUAGCAGGCUACGUCAUCCCUGUCGUUUUCACUGUGUUCUGGUUUUAUAAUUUUAUGGAUUUGAUAUUAUACAAGCAAGCGCAGUUUUUCGGAAAGCAAUUUGUCAUUUUAUACUGUCAUCGCAACCCAGGGAUGUAAACUGAGAGAACAAUAUUUUUUUUUAUUAGAGUACAAGACAAAAGUAGCAAUACGCAUCGCAGCAAUUUGCAUAGCCCCAAUUCCUGACCUGUCACAACCAUAACUUUUAUUUCUCCGUUCUUUCACAAUGUAGAGUAGGCCUACCGCUUGUCAUGGGUAUGUGUGUACUCUGCUUAACCAAUAAUACACUGUAAUGGUUGCUGAAUGGAAUGGUUGCUGUUAAAAUGUUACAAACUGGCUUUUAGUGUUCUCUCAUGUCUGUGCUGUUUCUAAAUGUCACUGUUUAUUUUAAUUGUGUUUUUAAUAAAACAGCAGAUGCACAGCGAA
Molecule: messenger RNA, 6047 nt
Organism: Hypomesus transpacificus
Lineage: Eukaryota; Metazoa; Chordata; Actinopteri; Osmeriformes; Osmeridae
Gene: srebf2
Product: sterol regulatory element binding transcription factor 2
Exons: 19
Coding region: 256-3735 (1159 amino acids)
Biological process (GO): positive regulation of cholesterol storage; positive regulation of transcription by RNA polymerase II
Cellular component (GO): nucleus
Molecular function (GO): RNA polymerase II cis-regulatory region sequence-specific DNA binding; protein dimerization activity; DNA-binding transcription factor activity, RNA polymerase II-specific
Source: RefSeq, a predicted model, not a curated record